Messenger RNA from Aspergillus novofumigatus IBT 16806, 3401 nucleotides. RefSeq names its product class I alpha-mannosidase 1A. Gene Ontology annotation, cellular component: Golgi membrane; endoplasmic reticulum. Lineage: Eukaryota; Fungi; Ascomycota; Eurotiomycetes; Eurotiales; Aspergillaceae. Gene Ontology annotation, molecular function: mannosyl-oligosaccharide 1,2-alpha-mannosidase activity; calcium ion binding. Bases 398 to 3088 code for a protein of 896 amino acids. The transcript has 3 exons. Gene Ontology annotation, biological process: N-glycan processing; carbohydrate metabolic process. The record is from RefSeq and is a predicted model, not a curated record.
UGCUUCCACUAAGCAGAUAGUCUAGUCUAGUCCAUCAAUUUUCUUGAUUCUUAGGCGAAAGCUGAUAUCCGAAGGAUUGUCAUGACAUUAAUUGAUGUGAUAUGAUCAUUUCGACGGUUCAACCCCGAGAGAGCCUGCUUACGGUUUCUAUUCUGCUGUUCGGCCCUCACAGAGGAGUAGAAUGAGUGACCUUUACGGCUCAGUCCCUCCAGCCUCUCGUUCAGCUUGUUGAUUUGUGUUUAUUCUUGUGCAAUUUCUUUUUCGUGUGGCUCCAAGGCCUUUCCUUGGUGUCUCGUGAUCGCAUCAUUAUUCCUGUCACUCUUUUAUUCCUCUUGUUGAGAUUUUGAUUUUUCUUAUCUGAGUUGCGUCGCCUCACCGUCGCUAUCAGUUGCCUGCCAUGUUUCGAGCCCGUCGCUAUCGAGUCUCGCUGGUUUUUGCAGUCAUCUUCGUGCUGAUCUUCCUUCAUUUCUCCCGAUCCCGCGAUACAUCUGCGAGUACCGUGAGCAUCCCCGCGCCUGUCGAUCAGCCGAAGACGUACCCUCAGAGACCACCCCCUGUUACUCCCGACAACAAAGAACCCAUCGCACCCGAAUCUCCCUCCUCCAAUGAGCCAACCUCCGAGUCAGUCUCUACUCCGGCUCAGCAAGUCGAGAAGCCCGCUGCUCCCGACUCAAAACCCCCGCAGGAUCUAGAGUCCGGUGCGCAUAGACAAGCGUCGUCCAAAGAUGGUUCGGUCGCCGGUCAGACCACAACAUCAUCCGGUGACAAUGGAUCUGCCAAGGGAGACGGUUUAGAAGUUCCCCCCUACCAAUUGGACUACCACGGCCACGCACGGGUCGAGGUGGACCUUCCCGAAACGAACCGGCCUGCCGUGCACUGGAAGCAGGUGCAGGAACAUUACCCUCUGGCGCCUGAAAACCUCAUCAAAUUGCCCACCGGUAAAUCCAAGGCACUGCCGAGAGUGCAGGCUGUUUUUAGAGACGAGACGACCUCCGACAAGAUACAGCGGGUGCAGCGGUUGUCGACCAUCAAGGCGGCCUUUGAACAUGCCUGGAAUGGAUACAAGACUUCUGCGAUGGGACAUGACGAGAUCAAACCUCUGCGGGGCGGGUUCAGAGACCCGUUCAUGGGAUGGGCAGCCACGCUUGUGGAUUCAUUGGAUACGCUUUGGAUCAUGGACCUUAAGGACGAGUUCGCCAUUGCCGUUGAUCAGGUGAAGAAGAUCGACUUCACAACUAGCAAGAGGGACGAGAUUCCUGUCUUUGAAACGGUCAUCCGCUAUCUUGGAGGAUUGCUCGGCGCUUAUGAUAUUUCGGGUCACAAAUACGACGUACUCCUCGAGAAAGCCGUUGAGCUGGCGGACAUCGUGAUUGGUGCGUUUGACACGCCUAAUCGCAUGCCGACCAUGUUCUACAAAUGGGCCCCGCACGACGCUGCUAAACCUCAUCUUGCUGAUUUUGAAACGACCCUUGCGGAAAUAGGCUCGCUGUCUGUCGAGUUCACUCGACUGGCACAAUUAACUAAGCAAGACAAGUACUACGAUGCCAUUGCACGGAUUACCAACGAGCUCGAGAAACUGCAGGGUCAAACCAUGCUUCCUGGUCUGUGGCCGCUCAAAAUCGAUGCUUCUGGUUGCAGGACCGCCGCCUCACAGCUCAAUCACGAGGUCCCUCGCAAUGGCAUAGUUGAUACCGAGCCGUCUGCCUUAUCUCCUACACCUGUGCAAACGCCCCCAUUCUCCUCUGCAUCUCCCUCCGCAUCGUCUUCCGCAUCUUCUUCCACGCCUCCUGUACUUUCCGCCACAUAUACACCUCCCCUAGCGCAAAACGGAGGGCCGUUGCCUACAGACGCACAGAGCUACGCCAAAUUCUUUGAUCGGCGCGAUGGUGGUAGCUUACAUAUCGACGCGGAGCCGGCGAACUAUGACGACGCCCCGAAUGAAGGCGCGAAUUCUGCAAUUCCUACUAACUCCGGUGAUAAGGCCUGCACAGGAGGUCUCGCCGCGCCGCCGUUCCCGAAACACAAGUUCGGGCUCGGAGCCCGCGGCGAUUCAACCUAUGAGUACCUUCCCAAGGAGUACAUACUCUUGGGCGGUCUCAACGAGCAAUACCCCGCAAUGUAUAAGAAAGCCAUGAACGCAACGCGCGAGCAUCUCCUCUUUCAGCCUAUGGUUAAAGACGAGCGUGAUAUCCGAUUUUUGAGCACCAUGACCCUGACGCACCCUAUCACAGAACAGGCCCCUGACAGUGUCUCUGUGACUUACGAAGGAACUCAUCUGGGCUGCUUUGCGGGUGGGAUGCUUGCUCUUGGUGCUAGGCUAUUUGGUAUCGAAGGGGAUCUGGACCUCGCUGCUAAACUGACCAAUGCGUGUGUUUGGGCUUAUGGGGUCACCAAAACGGGCGUCAUGCCCGAACACUUCUUGCUUAUUCCCUGCAAAAAGGGCGAGCCGUGUGUCUGGAACGAGACCGAGUACUGGAAUGCACUCGACCCUAACAAAGAACAGCGGAUCGCGGACGCAGAAAAAGCCAUCGAGCAGAAAUCGAAGGAGAGCGACUCGACUAAGCAAUCUACUACAAACAGUAUUCGUAGACGUGACACACCAGGAAAAUGGCACGUCAUCGCUGAUUCGGCAAAUACGGACGACCUGAUCAACCAUGACGAAGAUGAAAUCAAGAAGCAAGAUGCCAAGGAUAAAGCUGUCCCUCAUGAAGUAUAUGUCACCCAGCGAAUCAUGAACGAACGCCUACCGCCAGGCGUUACUCGCAUUCUGAACCGCGCAUACCUCCUUCGUCCGGAGGCCAUCGAGUCCGUAUUCUACAUGUUCCGCAUAACAGGCGACAACUACUGGAGAGAAAAGGGAUGGGAGAUGUUCCAAGCUGUGUCCAAGUACACCCGCACCGAGAUCGCACAUUCUGCUAUCAACGAUGUCACCCUUGAAAAGUCCAAGAUGCGGGACACCAUGGAGUCAUUCUGGCUUGCGGAGACGCUGAAAUACUUCUAUCUUCUCUUUGCCGACCCGAGCGUGGUCAGUCUUGACGACUAUGUUCUCAACACCGAAGCUCAUCCUUUGAAACGUCCGGCCUAUUAGCGGCCUUUCCUUUUUUCCUUUUUAGGGUAUAUAUUUCCCUUCAUGUGUAUUCUUUUUUGAUGUAGAAGUAUCGAUACCAUCUCCAAAGUACAUGACGUUUUCUUUCCAGUGGCUGGCUUGUCACGGCCUCGUUAUGUUUUCUUCUUCGCCCAUUACCAUUACUGCACCCGUUUAAUGUUUGACUUAAUGUGUACAUAUAUGGCUGGAAGACUGCCAAAUGAAAGUGAUCACGAAUCAUAAUGAGCGUGGUGGCUCUGAUAACCCGAUCUACGAGGAAAGCAUUGAGGAAAUGACAAUUGAAGAAGUCGUAAAG